AUGAUCCCCUCAUCGCCCAAUUUCCUAUCAUCAUUCGACCCUGCCCUCCACCUUCACUCCGAAGACCUCGGCAACGCGCCUAACCCUCCCUCCGAAUCAUUCUCCGACGAUCUCGACGCAAUCCACUUCCAGCGCCGCGAGCAAACCCGCAAUAAAGUUGUGAUUCAGCACCGAGCUUGGAAUUUGUCGGAUGUUUUUCGAAGUGACGACGAUAUAAGACCUGAUACUCCGACGAAAGCGUUCGAAGCAAACCCACGGAACAUUUCUAGAACGCCUACUCGCACAUAUUCAUACCUGGCGUCCUCACCUCCCUUAACAAACAUGCCGUUCAUAUCGUCACCUGCGCCUGCGACGUUGGCCAAUUCGGACGGAAAUGCGCAGAAAAGAAAAGCGCCCGAAGCCAGAGAGACAUCGACGCCGACAGAGCCCAAGCGGCAAAAGUUUGUCGGUGGAUUCGUUGACGAUGACGAUGACGAAGAGGACGAUCUCGGUGCGCUUGGAGACCAACAAUUCGAGCUGCAGGAAUACCCCGAGCCAGAUCCGUCUGAACUUACUGCGAUUCUGGAGCGGUCGCAGCUCCCAGUCCCGUCUCAACAAGAUGAGACCACGCACACAGCUUCAAAUACUCAAUCAGAACUGGUCUCUCGACCCACACCUGGCGCAACUAAGAGGUUGUUCCAAAUCAAGACAUGUACCGGCAAGACGCACCAUAUUCCUCUACGAAGGGCCCAGGCUCCGGUCUCUUAUGAGCAAAUGAUUGCUAGUCGGUCUGAGGCAGACCCGGGCCGAGCGAGGAAGAGCUACUAUGGAAUUGAAAUUCAUAAAUUGCUGGAUGAUGCGGCGAAAGAAACAAAAGUUAAGGCCUCUGAGCCGUCUCCGCCACCUCCAGUACAGGUAUCAAUAGAGAAGAAUGAAGGUGAUGCUAAGCAGAAAAAGAUGGAUUCUAUGAUGUGGACAGAGAAGUACCGCGCUCGCAAAUUCACGGACUUGAUUGGAGACGAACGCACACAUCGCCAGGUCCUCCGCUGGUUGAAGGGCUGGGACUCAAUUGUCUAUCCUGGCUUGUCCCGGUCUCAGAAGAAAAAGCCUGGGCAAGAGAAUGAGGAAGAGCGUGUGCAUCGGAAGGUCCUCUUGCUCAGUGGUCCCCCUGGAUUGGGAAAGACCACCCUAGCCCAUGUUUGUGCCAAACAAGCAGGCUAUGAAGUCCUCGAGAUCAACGCGAGUGACGAAAGAAGCAAGGACGUGGUAAAGGGCCGCAUUCGAGAUGCCCUGGCAACAGAGAACGUUAAGGGUGCUAAUGUUGAGGUCGGCGAGAACAAGGUCCGCCGGGCCGCAAAGCCUGUCUGCGUUAUUGUCGACGAAGUUGAUGGAGUUGUUGGAGGUGCUGGAAGCGGUGGCGAGGGUGGUUUCAUGAAGGCCCUCAUCGAUCUGGUGAUGCUCGACCAACGGAACUCAAAGCAAGCAGAGAAUGGUGGGAACAACGGCAAGAAGCGCAAGGGCGACACUUUCCGGUUCCUUCGACCUUUGAUUCUGAUUUGCAAUGAUUUAUACGCCUCAAGUCUUCGUCCUCUAAGAACUUCAUCCAUUGCGGAGAUGAUCAAUUGCCGACAAGCUACGUUGGAAAACGUCGUCAAUCGAGUGAAGAUCAUCUUUACCCGGGAGGGGAUCGCCGCAGAUGGUGAUGGAGCUCGAAGACUAUGCGAAGCUGCGUGGGGAAUGGCAAGCAAAAAGCAACGCGGAUCUAAGAGCUCUGGGUCUGCUGAGGGCGAUAUCAGAAGUGUACUCGUUGCUGCAGAGUGGGUGGCACAUAAGCUCCGGAAUGAGGGCUCGUCUACGCGACUCAGCCGGAACUGGCUAGAAACUCGAGUCCUCAACGCUUCGACAGAAGGCGGCUCUUUUUUUAAGGAGAUGAGUCGCGGAGGUGUACGUGAGAUCGUGAACCGCGUCUUUACCGAAGGCGCUGGCUUUUCUGACUCUCCCGUUGGCAUGACCUCUUUCCAAGACAAAUACGACAGCUCCAAUUCCAAGGUACCAGUAGGCGUGACUGACCUGCGAAAACGGCAUGCCAUCAACCGUCUUAGGGAGAUGGUGGAUGCCAGUGGGGAUCAUGACCGAUGUGUCACCGACUGUUUUGCCGCGUAUCCCAUUCAGCAGUACCAGGACGAUACAUUCCUCUCGAAACCCUGCGACGCAUACGACUGGCUCCACUUCCAUGAUUCGAUUUCCAACAAAGUCCAUGCAUCUCAGGAAUGGGAAUUGGCCCCGUACCUAAGCCAGUCCGUUGUCGCCUUCCACCAUCUUUUCGCUACAGCCCACGGCAAGAUCGAAGCUGCUGAUCACAAAGAUGGAGACGAAGAAACCGAAGAAGAACACCCAUUCUCCGGGCCCAGAGCAGAAUUCGCUGCAUUCGAAGCACAAAAAGAAAACCGAGCAAUUCUUACCGGAUUCCACUCGUCUCUAUCCGCUCCUAUGUCCCGCAUGUUCCGCUCGACGGAGAGCGUCGUCACCGAUCUACUUCCGCACCUAGUCCGCAUGCUAUCACCAGACGUCAAGCCCGUUAUCGUGCGCACCGGUGGCGAUAACCGAAGCACAGCGAGCGUGCGCAAAGAAUCCGAGCGUAUCCUAGUCCAAUCGGCCGUACGCGUCAUGGUCGGAAUGGGUGUAACAUUUGAGAAAGUCCGAGUGGAGCACGAAGGUGGAGGCCACGGCGGAUGGGCCUACAGAAUGGAGCCACCGAUCGACUCGCUCGUCGCAUUCUCAAAGCUGAGUACAUCUGGCUCCUCAAGUGCCAAUGUCCCCGUUCGAUAUGCGGUUCGCUCGGUCUUGGACCAAGAGUUCCGGAAAGAGGGCACACGCAAACAAUUCGAUGCGCGGGACGCCGUUACGGCGAAGGCGUUCCUUGGUAAAUCGCCCAAGUCGGACGCGGCUAGGGCUAUUAAAGACGGCCUUGCUAAGCGGGACUUCUUCGGACGGGUUAUUGAAGAACCUGUUCGCGAGGCCGGGGAUACUGAUGGGCCUAACCCGUCGGAUGAGACCUCUAAGGCUGGGAGGAAGGUGUGGGUUACAUACCAUGAAGGAUUCUCGAAUGCGGUCCGCAAACCUAUUUCGAUGGGAGAGUUGUUGACUGGGUUGUAA
Molecule: messenger RNA, 3135 nt
Organism: Penicillium atrosanguineum
Lineage: Eukaryota; Fungi; Ascomycota; Eurotiomycetes; Eurotiales; Aspergillaceae
Product: putative sister chromatid cohesion factor (Chl12)
Exons: 3
Coding region: 1-3135 (1044 amino acids)
Cellular component (GO): nucleus
Molecular function (GO): DNA binding; ATP hydrolysis activity; ATP binding
Source: RefSeq, a predicted model, not a curated record